Molecule: messenger RNA, 1728 nt
Organism: Carassius gibelio (silver crucian carp)
Lineage: Eukaryota; Metazoa; Chordata; Actinopteri; Cypriniformes; Cyprinidae
Exons: 5
Coding region: 882-1538 (218 amino acids)
Source: RefSeq, a predicted model, not a curated record
CAUUUGGAACAUUAGUCAACCUUUAUCUUUUGUUCUCUGUAUUUUUUUGUGAGAGCUUCACCACAACAACCACUUAAUAAGAUAUAUAUUUCUGCUUUGAAAAUGAACAUUUUCCAGUGAACUCUAGCCGUGCUCAUUAGCAUUCCUGCCACGCUGUGGGUCAAAACCUCAAAUGCUCUCGGUGGUGUGCUUUGAAUUUAGUUUUGUGUUUUGUAAAUUUGAAUGAAAAAAAAAAAGAAAAGUGGAUUCUACAGUCCUUAGGUUCUUUUCGCCAGAAGAUUGAGUCUGAAAAGUUGUUGCUAAAUUUGAUUAUUUAAUGAAGCAAAAUGACAAUUGUUUAUUUACAGCUUGUAGCAUUAGAAAAGUGAGAUAACUUAAAGACCUCCGAAUAAUGUGACGACAGAAGCAAGGUCAUUACUGAUUGCUCAACCGCUCUUGCAUCCGUAAUUUAUAUAUUUUCAUUUCAAUAGAAUUAUCAUAAUUUAAAUGAUACAUUAUUAUCCUACAUUAGUGUCAUUUUGCAUUAAGUUGAUUUUGAAGACCUGGAAUGUUGUCCUCUUCAGAAUACUGAACUAUAUGACAAAUUGGAUAAUAAAAAGGAUAGCUCAUCCAAAGACAGAAUUUGUCAUAGUUUACUCGCCCUCAUAUCAAUGUUGCCCUCAUAAAUAACUGUAAACAACCUGGAAAGUUAGAUACUGAUACAUUCCUUUAGGUUGCUUUUACAUUAAUUUGCAUCCCUCUAUGUAUGUAUUUUCUUAUCACAGUGGCAUUGCCUACUGGUGAUUCAAGGGCAUCUAUGACGUCAUCAAAUAAAAGAGGAAAACACCACAAGUGUCUUUCAUUCUGCUUUCACCCACAGAGACAGAAGCCCAGAGAAAAUCAUGCUGAGAGGAUUGAUUAGUUUCAGUGUCUUAAUGAUUGUCACUGAAGGAGCAUCAGUGAAAGUUCAUCCAGGAGGAAACACAACACUUCCCUGUAGCAUUAAAAACGAUACAGAGAUUACCUGGAUCCUCACAAAUGGAAACCAAACAUUUGCCAGAAUUCUAAGACUAGAAUAUGGUUAUGGUCCAGAACCUAAACCAGAGCCCUCCUAUAUUCACCCCAGUUACGCAGGUCGGAUAAGAGCUCUCAGUUCAUCCACAAACACUCACUCUCUGCUUCUGAUGAACAUCACUGACACUGAUCUCAUGCUCUACUGCUGCACUGACUAUAAGAUUGAGCAAACUCACUGCACAAAACUAGACUAUGAAGAGCAGCAGAAUGGUAUUGGUAAAUAUAUUAGCACGACAGUAUGGCUGCCUGUGAUCUGUGCACUUCUAUUACUCUCCCUGAUGUCAAAUGUGUGCAUGUGCUGGAAAAUAAAAAGACAAAAAAAAGAAAACUUACAGGAAUCAAAGACAUCAUAUAAAAGUACACAGGAUGAGCAGGAGAAUGAAGCUGAUGGAAUUUCAUAUGCAUCUGUGAAUAUAAAUAGAACGGAAAGAAACAGAGGACAACAUCAUCUCACACAGGACACAGUAUAUGCACGCAUUAAGUGAAAAUAAAUGCAUUUCUAAAAUCUAGAAUGUCUGCCUUCAUUUUGUAUAAGAUAAAUAAAAACUGCAUAACAAAGGCUGGAUAUAACGUUUUAUAUACACACUCACUCACAUACACAGACAUUCACAUUUUAAUGACACUCCUGUUGUACAUUUGGAUGGUGUUAAUUGUUUUUGUGCAACCAUAACAAAC